AUGAAAGUGUACAUUGGGCUGUGGCUGAGCAUGUGUGUGUAUUUAAGUGGAGCUCUGGUGGAGAAGGAUUUGGACCCAAUCCCAGAGGACCAUGAUGUUCUAAUGCUGACAAAAAGCAAUUUCAAACAAGCCCUUCAACUACACGAACAGCUAUUGGUUCACUUCUUUGCACCUCUCUCAAGCCAGUCUCUUGGCUCUAUUCUGGAUUUUAGAGAGGCCGCCAGUGCACUGAAGGAAGCAGGGUCUCUUGUGAGGCUGGGAAAAUUGGAUGUGAAAAAAGAAAAAGAACUUGCUGCAACACUAAAUGUUUCAACAGUACCAUCACUACGACUGUAUCUGUCUGGAGACAAGAACAAGGCAGUGUAUUGUCCUGUUCUGAAGAGCUCCAACUCCAUCCUGACAUGGCUUAAAAGAAGAGAAGGACCGAGUGCUGACAUUAUCGGUACUAUCACCAAGUUGGAAAAGUUCAUAGUUGAAGAUGAGCUCGUGGUCCUUGGAUUAUUUAAGGAUCUUGAGGAAGGCAUGGUGAAAGUGUUUUAUGAAGUAGCUGCUGACAUUGUUGACCUGCCAUUUGGAGUAACAGAAAGUAAUGAGGUCUUCAGCAAGUAUGAGAUCAGCAGAGACACUGUUCUCCUCAUUAGAAAGUCUAAACCUGACAAGCAUUUUGAGAUGGGAAGUGGCACAGUGAAGGAAGAUCUCGUUCAGUUUAUCACACAGCAUGAGAUGGAACUUGUGACAGAGUACAAUGGCAUGACAGCAUCUAAGAUCCUGAACUCUGUGGUGUUGAACCAUUUGCUUCUGUUUAUUAAUAAGGUAAAGGAAGGAUUCAAAGAGAUAUAUGAGGCUUUCGAGGCCACUGCUGAAAAACUCACAGGGAAGGUUCUAUUUGUGAUGGUUGAUGUAAGUGAGCCACGAAAUGGGCGCAUUAUGGAGUAUUUCCGUGUGAGGACAGAGGAGGCACCUGUGGUCCGUAUGGUUAAUUUAUCAAACAAUGUUCAAUACCAGCUACCAUCCGAUCAGUUUGACACACACACUUUGUUAGAGUUCUGUCUGAGCUACCUGGAAGGGAAAGCUAAGCCGAAGCUGCAGAGUGAGCCAAUUCCUGAAAACUGGGAUAAACAGCCAGUGAAGGAGCUGGUUGGGAUGAACUUUGAACAAGUGGCCUUCAAUCAUAACAAAAAUGUCAUUAUACUGUUCUAUGCGCCUUGGAGCAGCGAGAGCCGUGCUUUGUUUCCAUUGUGGGAGGAGCUCUCAAAACACUUUAGUGAAAAUGAAGAUAUUGUAGUUGCCAAGAUUGAUGUCACUGCCAAUGAUGUAAACAUUCAUCUUGGAGAAAGAUAUCAAUCAAUCAAAUUAUUUCCUGCAGUUUAUGCAGAAAGGGUGGUGCCAUAUUCUGAUAAAAAGAAGUUGAAGCCUAUAAUUCAAUUUAUGAAAAAGGAGAUUGAACAAGCCAAAAAGGACAGAGCCAAGGAAGAGGAAACAAGGAAGCAAUAUCUUAAUAAACAGAAGUCUGCAGUAAAAGAGGAUCUCUAA
Molecule: messenger RNA, 1533 nt
Organism: Xyrauchen texanus (razorback sucker)
Lineage: Eukaryota; Metazoa; Chordata; Actinopteri; Cypriniformes; Catostomidae
Exons: 11
Coding region: 1-1533 (510 amino acids)
Biological process (GO): response to endoplasmic reticulum stress; protein folding
Cellular component (GO): endoplasmic reticulum
Source: RefSeq, a predicted model, not a curated record